ACCCAGACUCCUUCCUGAAGUCUGCGCGGCUGCAGCGCCUGCCCUCGUCCUCAUCCGAGAUGGGAAGCCAGGACGUGUCUCCUCUCCAGGAGACCAGCAAGGACCCUUUCUCUGGAGACUGCAGCUGCCGGCAGGACGGGCUGACCGUCAUCAUCACCGCCUGCCUGACCUUCGCCACGGGCGUCACGGUGGCCCUCAUCAUGCAGAUCUACUUUGGGGACCCUCAGAUAUUCCACCGUGGUGCCGUGGUGACGGACGCUGCGCACUGCACGGCGCUGGGCAGAGAGGUGCUCAACACUCAGGGCUCCUCAGUAGAUGCAGCCAUCGCCUCGGCCCUCUGCGCGGGAGUCGUGAACCCCCACACAUCAGGGAUUGGUGGGGGUGGGGUGAUGCUGGUCCACGACAUCCGGAAGAACAGGAGCUGGGUGAUUGACUUCCGUGAGGUGGCUCCUCUGGGCAUCCCGCUGGAAGAGGACCUGCAGAAGGACACCAAGCCAGGUCUACUUGUUGGGGUGCCGGGCAUGCUACAAGGAAUGCACCAGGCUCACCAGUUACACGGGAGACUCCAAUGGUCCAAGUUGCUGGGUCUUGUGGCUGGUGUUGCCCAGAAUGGAUUUAAUAUCACACAUGAUUUGGCCAAAGCCGUAAGUGAACUGAAGGAGCUGAACUACUCUGACAAGUUCCGGGAGAUCUUCCUGCCGGAUGGGCAGCCCCUGCUUCCCGGGAUGUUCGUCAGGCGCCUGGACCUUGCUGCCGUCUUGGAGCUGGUGGGGACAGAAGGAGUGUCUGCUUUCUACAGUGGGAACUUGACCCAGGAGAUAAUCUCGGAGGUCCGCAACUACGGAGGAGUCUUGGUGGAGGAAGACUUCAGCAAUUACAGUGUCACGGUGGAGAAUCCCAUCCACACAGUCUAUCGAGGUCAUCUUGUUUUCAGUCCCCCACCUCCACAUGCAGGUCCUGCACUGAUCACAGCACUGAACAUCCUCGAGGGCUUUAACAUCACCAGUCAAGUACCCCGGGGGAAUAUCUUGCACUGGAUGGCAGAGACAUUAAAAAUAGCCCUGAGCCUAGCUAGCAACCUGGGAGACCCAUCUGAUGAUGUGUCCGUCACUCACGCUGCAGAAAGCAUGAUGAGUAAAUCUGAAGCUAACUCCCUGCGCCAGCUGAUUAAUGACUCCCAGUCCUUCUCAUCUGAUGUCCAUGUGCCUCACUUCUCCAUGGAGAGUGGACCCGCUGCUAGCCAGGUCCUCGUCAUGGGACCUGAUGACUUCAUUGUUGCAGUUGUAAGUUCUUUGAAUCGUCCCUUUGGGAGUGGAAUAAUGACACCCUCUGGAGUCCUCCUGAACAGCCAGAUGUUGGACUUCUCCUGGCAAAAUGAAACAAUGAACCACUCCAUUCCUAGGCUGCAAAAUCUCAUUCAGCCUCGGAAACGGCCCCUGUCUUUCCUCUUACCCACCAUCGUGAGGCCAUCCGAGGGGAUGUGUGGGACAUACCUAUGUCUGGGAGCCAACAACGGGGACAGAGCCUUGAGCAGCAUCGUUCAGGUUUUGGUAAAUGUAUUAACAUUUAACAAGAAUCUGAGUGAAAGUUUGUCACUUGGUCGACUUCACCCCCAGCUUCAGUCCAACACCUUGCAGGUUGACAGUGAAUUUCCUGAAGAAGAUAUUGAAUUUCUUGUAGCCAGGGGUCAUCAAGUGGACAAAGUCAAAGUGCUCUCCCUAGUUCAUGGAGCCAGGAGAACCAACAGUUUCAUCAUUGGCCUGAAGGAUCCCAGGAGCGUGGAUGCUGCUGGAGCCACGAUAUUGUAG
Molecule: messenger RNA, 1808 nt
Organism: Nestor notabilis (Kea)
Lineage: Eukaryota; Metazoa; Chordata; Aves; Psittaciformes; Psittacidae
Gene: GGT7
Product: gamma-glutamyltransferase 7
Exons: 14
Biological process (GO): glutathione catabolic process
Cellular component (GO): plasma membrane
Molecular function (GO): glutathione gamma-glutamate hydrolase
Source: RefSeq, a predicted model, not a curated record